CACCAAACAAACUAUCAUAUGACCUCUUAUGAUAUCAUAUGAUAUCAUCAGAAAACGGGGAUCAGUUUGGUCAAGGCCAAAGGUUUAAAUAUUCGUGCAUUUGGCCAAUCUCUUUGUUCUUCUUCUCCAUUGAACUCCGCCAGUUUCGAAUUUGUGCAAUCAAAGUCUACCUUUAGCUUUCGUUUUCAACCUUUACACCACCUUUACACCAACUCCACUGUCUUGUUAUCACUCGGCAACAUACAACAAUCUACCAUGUCUAACCCACAAUUACAAAUCACCGAUGCCUCAGUAGUGCCCGCUGUUGAAGUGGAAGGCCACAUGAAUUCACUUUUCGAAAAGCCUUCGAUUCAUCAAACUGGCGAGGAAGCUCCAGCCACCUGCAGUCAACAAAACCCUCUUUACCGCAUCGGUACCGCUAAUCGUAUCCAAUUCGAUAAACGACACGAAAUGUUUGUUCAGGUUAAGUUCAAAAUCCACGCUGAAAAAGAGGUUGAAGUCAACCAGGCAACUUCGAUGAAGGUGGCUAGCAGAACUCGCCGCGGUGCUGCCACCACGGCGCGCUACAACCUAAUUGAAUCGAAAAUGUUCAAUCAAGGAAACGUCCUCGAGCUGGUCAAGUGUCUUUUCGGGAAGUCUCUCAAAGAUUUCAAAGGUUGGACGUGA
Melampsora larici-populina 98AG31 is the source of this 666-nucleotide messenger RNA. RefSeq lists its product as uncharacterized. The record is from RefSeq and is a predicted model, not a curated record. Lineage: Eukaryota; Fungi; Basidiomycota; Pucciniomycetes; Pucciniales; Melampsoraceae. Bases 256 to 666 code for a protein of 136 amino acids. The transcript is spliced from 5 exons.